AGCUGGCUCUGCGCGCCCUAGUCUCCUGUCUCAGAGGCAUUUGUUAAUCCAACACUGACUGGCUGCGAGGUUUUGCGUCUUGUUCAGCGCCCAAACUCCCAAGUGGUGCGUGUGGGCAUGGGUCAUGGUUGUUGAGCGCUCGUCAUGUGAAGGGAUCUUGGUUAAGGGCGGAUCCCCGCCAUGCGCUGGCAGCAGGAGGCCCUGGACCACCCCUGCCUCUGUUCUCCUUCGGUCUCAUUUGCUUUCCUUCGAGCUGAGGACAUGGAGGCUGUUGUCACAUUCAGUUUAAGAUGAAGACCUGGAGCCGAGGAAGUGACUGGCCCAGGGCCACCCCGCCGUGGGUCUUCCCAAGUGUGGCUGUGUUCUGUGCAGAAUUUGCCUGUGACCAAAGUCCCCACUGGGGCGAUUUUCCACAGAGGAGACUGGAGGAGGAUUUAGGAAUUCUGGGUCUUCAGUCUGUCUGUAGAUGUCUCCAGACUUUGCCCCUCACCUCUGUAAACCAUGACUGUUAUGAAUACCGUCACCAGCUCGAUACCCGAGACCGUAAGUCUGUGGACCCACAGCAGGGUCCUCCCGUAUGUUGGAGUCUGGAAGUAGCAGUGAUGGACUCAGGAGAGGACUGUGGGAAGAACCUGCGCUGUUCCUGCGGCUGUUCCGGAUCAUUGCCUUUGAUGAGCUCAGGACGGACUUUAAGAGCCCCAUAGACCAGUGCAACCCUGUUCACGCAAGGGAGCGGCUGAGGAACAUCGAACGCAUCUGCUUCCUUCUGCGCAAGCUGGUGCUGCCCGAGUACUCCAUCCACAGCCUCUUCUGCGUCAUGUUCCUGUGUGCUCGGGAGUGGCUCACCCUGGGGCUGAACGUGCCACUGCUCUUCUACCACUUCUGGAGGUACUUCCACUGCCCGGCUGACAGCUCGGAGCUGGCCUACGACCCGCCAGUGGUCAUGAACGCAGACACCCUGAGCUACUGCCAGAAGGAGGCCUGGUGCAAGCUGGCCUUCUACCUGCUCUCCUUCUUCUACUACCUGUACUGCAUGAUCUACACGCUGGUGAGCUCCUAACUCCCAGGGCAGGUGCUGCAGAGACCAUGGGAGGCCGAAGCUGAGGAGUCCACUUCCGCUGGCGACUGGAUUAGGGUCAGAGAGGGGGCGCAGGAGAAGGCUGGGCGGCUGUGACGUCGCAAGGACCGGGACAGUGCAGCAGCGGUCCGGGUCGCUGUGCCUGUCUGCCGCCCGUGUGUAUCAGUCCGCACUCAAAUCCCACAUACAGGAAGUAGGCGACAAACACUGAACUCCACUGAACCACCAUUGCUGCUUCCCCAACCCACCAUUGUGGAAGACCUCCUGGCCCUGGGAGCAGGUUGGGUGCUGGAAGGCGCCUGCCAAGGACAGACGCCAGUCAAGGCUGUGUGCACAGGGCCGUGGGACGCUGGGGGUGUUGUGGGCCACCUGGGAUGCUUGGUUCCUCCUAACUGUGGCCUCGGCCUGGCCUCUGUGCAGGGCUGGGAUGUGGGUGGCUGGCUGGGGCACCGCCCGGAGUUUGUAGGAUCUGUGCCCGAUUGCUAAAUUCAGAGGUGACUUCUGGAGCGGCUUUGGGGCAGGGUAUUGGCAUGGACUCCUGUCCAGUGUUGCUGGGUGAUCUGGGGAGGGGAACUAAGGGAAAUGGAAUUUUUAAAAUAUUUUCAACACAUUCAGGUGUUUAUUCUUUAGCCUCUCGAGGUAUAUUCUGCUGUUCCCAAAACCAUCAGAGUAACAAACCAGCCAGCCAGAUUUAGAGCUGCCUUUUCAUAAAAGUCCGAGAGCAAUCGGAGCCCAGAGAACCCACACAGUGUUGCCUGGAGCAGACAACAUAACUACAACUGCUGUUUAUUUCAGUGGAGGCACCGGCAAGUUUAGAAUCUUCCUCUUGGGGUUCUCUCCACCUGGGGUGGGUGCAGUGUGCAGGGUGUGAACAGCGAUAAACAGCCUGUUCUGAUGUUUAAGUCAAGCACAGUGGUGCUGACCUUGUUCCCCAUUCUCCUGGCUGAGACCCAGACUACACUGUGUGUCAGCUGCUGUGGCGAGGCCAUGACUCAGCUGUGAGGGGGUCUUGGUGUGCGCUGUGUCCUGUUUUCAUGCUGGUCUGUUCACUGGGCCCCCUCAGUUCAACCCUGUCUGAGCAGGACUUGCUCCAUAUGGUAAGCAGAGGGGACGGUGGAAAAAGUGAAGUUUCAAAAAGGUUCACUGCUUCUGGAAAUUCUACAGAAAACAGAAUGCAGGCUUCUGUUGCUGAUGCACCAACCUGAGGCAGAGCGGUGUUUCAGAGCAGGUGCCUGUCCUCUCUUGACACCCUGGCCCCUGGCAGGUGACUGCUGUGGGUCAUACGGGUCAUACAUCGAUCUCAGGGCCCCUGACCUCACUGGCUCCGUCCUCAGAAGCCAGUCACGGUCACCCUGGAGCGAGCAGGCCUGACCCUGGUUCCCGGAAUGUGGCCCAGGUGAGGCUGUUCUGUUUCCAUACUUGCCUCCUUCCUAGCGGGGCUGGAGUGGCCUCUAACCAGAUGCAAGCAGGAAUGGAAUCAGGAAAUGCAGACUUACAAAGGAAGGGUGGUUGGCAACCCUGCCUCCCAGAGGCUUUCUGUUGGUGCUGUCAGCUUCAGUUUGUACUGUCUCUUGUGGUGAAUGGUAGCGGUUCAAACUUACACGGCUGCUCACAGGCUUCCACACCUCUCAGGACCCUCCUGGCAAUCCUGUGAGGGCAAAACUGUCCUCCGCUCAUGUUGUAGGAGAGAAAACCAAGGCUCGGGUGAAGGGAGAGGGGUGAGGGGUAAGGAGUAAGGGCCUCCCUGUAGCCACGUGGCAAUCACAGCCCUGCUUUUGAACCACACAUCUGACUUUAAAAAUCCAUGUCCUGUGCCUCACCCUGAAAGCCACUUAAGCAGCCCAGAUCCUGCUACAGAGCAAAUGGUGGAUCUGUUUGAAGAGGGAUAUAAAACCGGAAGUUUAGGGGAAGUCUUGGGGGCCCAGCCAUCUUCUGGAGGGAGGGUCUCUCAGAAGGGCUUCCAGUGCCUGGGCUGCUCUUAUGGGGAUGGCAGAGAAGCAGCCAGCUUCCUGAGAAGUAGCUCUGGCUCCUGGCAGGAGUGAUCAAACUUCUAAUCUCAGGGAGAGGUCGGUGGGGAGUGAGGACAAGGUUACAGAGGUGAAGGUCACAAGAAGGUGACUCCGACCGUUAGAGGUCAGCUGUGGAGCUCGUGCCCCAGUAACUGAAAAAUGGACAAAGGAGGUUAAGAGAAAGUCCUGAGAGACAGGAAGGGUCCUAAAAGUGGGCUGCGGCGUGCUCUUUGUCUGGGGUUUUAUACAGGAAAGCGAGCACAUCUCAAGCCUCUCUGGGCCGGGCUGAGGCCAACCUGUGGGUUGCAAGUCCAGUGUCACUGCUGAUACCCAUCUGAGAGGGAAGCGCGGCACAGGGCGGGCGUGCAGAGGAAGCGCCAUGCACUGCAGCUUGGGUAUAACUCCCCAUGUAGAGAGAGCAGAGGCAGCUGGGGAAGGGACCGGGAAGGGAGUCCUGCCCCCAUCACGCCUCGGCUAGGCUUGCGGCAGGCGGUGCUGAUGCAGUGCGUUCCCAGCUGCUGUCUGCUCCAGGGAGGCCACAGGCCUGCUACUCUUCCAGUUCCUCUCAGUCGCAGUGUCUGCCCUGACUUCCCAGAAGCCGGGCCCCCUCUGGCUGCCUCUUAAUUUCUGAGGAGUCUAGUCUGUCUGUACACAAUCAAGGGUGAGCUGCGGCACAGUGCUCGGGAGCUGUGGCCGCCUGCAGUGGGGCAUGCUGCCUCUGUGGCCAGGCUGUGCAGCUCCGGGAGGCAAUGGGACGGAACAGAGGACUCUGACUGACACCAGGAGAGUGGCCAUCCCUGGCGAGCGUGUUGCCGGCUGCAGCUGGGUGUGUGUGGUUGGAGGGUUUGGGCUAUGGCCUUGCCUCUGUAAGAUCGGGGAGCGGCCCCCUUGGGUGCUGUGAUGACGGAGCCUGGCUCGGCCAGCCUGUCUCAGUGGAGGAGGACCAGACACCAUCAGCAGGAAGCUCCCCAGCACAGCAGAGUAGCACAGCCUCCUUCCUCACCGCCCUCCAUCCUGGGGGCCCACGGUCCCAGCCACAGACCACAACCCCUGGCUGACAGAGCUCAGCUCUCCAGGGAGAACCUCCCUUCGUGUUCUAUUUUUAGUUUGGUAAUUGCACCAAUGUGGAAUAGAAUUGUCACGGCUGUGACAGCUUUGUUCUCCCACCAGGAGCUGAAUGCAGCCGCAAAGUGCUUUGACAACAAUGAAUGGCACUCACGCUGGGUCGGCACACAGAUCUGCUUCCUAACCUUUCUCCCUAGGACUCAGCUGCUCUGUUCCAUGCUGAGCUCUGCAGAGCAUGUGGGGUGGAACCUUUGGCCCAGGCUGUGCCUCCUGGGGCUGCUGGGUCCCCAGGCCGGGCUACAGGCUGCUGUCCCUGUGGGCAUGGAGGAGGGAGGAUCUGGGGUGCCCCUGGGGCUCUGCUGGCCCCAGGCAUGGGGAGAGGGCUGGGCAGGUGGUUCCUGGGAACACAGGAGCGGCAAUGGGGUGAGGUGGGUGCGUCAGAGCCGCCCCUGUGGGGGCGUGCAGAGGGGGCAACCCCAGAGUGUGCCUCCGGCUGGGUCUCACCCGCUGGAGUAGAAGCGGGGUCAGAACCGCCCAGCAGAUGGCAUCUUCUGGGCAGUGCCCAUCACCCCAGUUCUUCCUUCCCCUCCCAGUUCUCCUGGCAUCUGGACUCCAAGCCUGUGCAGGAAGGAGGCCAGUGUGGGCUGGAACUGUCUUGCUCAGGCUCUGGGAACCAAGGAUUUUGCUAAGCAGUGGUGACACACAGCUGUUAAAGCCAAGCUUAUGUAAGUGUACGUAAAUUAUAUUAAAAAUCAAAGUCAGAACUCAUCACUUCCUAAUCACCAUGACACACAUUAAUGCCACCCAAGCUUCCUGGGCCACACAGCCUCCUGGAUGAGGAAGCAUUGAGCUGCGGGGGGCAGUGGCACUGUGCCUGUCCCCACCUGGAGUUCGGUGACAUCCCACUAGCAGCUGCAGGUGGGCCAGAGUGUGCCUAGGCCCCAGGGGAGUGUUCACCCACGGGAUGAGCAGAUGCUGCAGGUGUGUGACACGCUUGCUGGCAUACAUCUCCGGCCUGGCAUUGUUGGUUUUGGCCUGAUGCGGCCCCUCAUAGGGGAGAGGUCCUGAUGGAGCAGAGCUGCCCGCCUCAUCCCGAGAGCAAGAGAGAAACCCUCAAGGGCACCCCAACACCUAAGACCCCACCCCUAAAGUCUCCACCACCUCCCAACAGCCCAGCCCAGUAGGAGGGACAUGAACAACCAGACUUCAGCAGGAGGACGUGGCCUGUUAAGGUUCCUCAGGGCUGGGGGAAGGUAGCAUGGCUUCUCUGCUGGCCACGGAAAAGCUCUGAUUUUAGACCCAGUGCUGCAUCUAUGGGCCAGGGCCCCUCCCAGACAGGGCUGUCACUGUGUGUGUGUGUGUGUGUGUGUGUGGCCCCUGUCCAGAACUUGGCACAGGACAUGAGCUCCAUUACUAUGCCUUCUCCCUCCCUCUUGUCACUUGAGCUAAUACACACACUGUGUCCCCUCCCACCUGCACGGGGCUUCUUCCUCCCUUGCUGUGUCCCCUCUGGGUCCGGCUUCCCACUGGACCCCAGAGACCUCAGACGCUGGCCUUUUGGCUUAGAGAUGCAGCAGUUCCAGGAGACUUGUCCUGCCAGCCAGCAAAGAAAGACAGAAAUGCCACCGCAGUGCCACUGUUCAAACAUCAUACCGGGCUGGCCGGAAUCCUUGUCCUUUUCAGAAACACCCCACACCAGAAAAACAUCAUCGCCUUUCUGACUGGAAUAUGUCUGAUGUCAGGAGUGGGAGAAGUAGAGGAAACGAACUCUCCAUGAAAUACUAGUGCCCUUAUCAAACUGCGGUGAGACGGUCAGCUGGGCCUGCCUGGGACAGUCUGCCUGUACCACCACGGCGGCAGCAGCGGGAAGCACAGGGCUUUGGGACACUUUCCCAGGUGUGUCCCACAGGUCCUGGGAGGGACAGUCACUCUGAGGAGGCCAGCAGCGGAAGGGCAGGAGAGAGUUGGAGCAGUGGCCAAGUAAAUGAUGGGUUUUGGUGGAAACACAGCUCCUGAAGUGAUGUGUGACUGGCUUGCCCAGGAGCCAUGGUGGGGUUGUCCCAGCCCUUACCACCCCACCUGGGGAGAGCUAUUUCAUUUAUAGAGGACAGGUGCUCUGAGGGGACAGUUUGAAGACACAUGCUCUGAGGAGUAGUUCAUAGUUGUGCUCUGAGGGGACAGUUCAUGGACACCUGCUCUGAGGGAACAGUUCGCAGAUACGUGCUAUGAGGGGAUAGUACAUAGAUGUGCUCCAAGGGGACAGUUCCUAGACACCUGCUCUGAGGGGACAGUUUGUAGACACGUGCCCUGAGGGAGCAGUGAGAGACUGGAACCUCCCUAGAGCAAGGAAUCUAAAAUCCAUGUCAUGAACCAGGUAGAGAAGGUUCUAGAAGAAGUAUUUAAGGAAUGCAAGAGGCAGAGGACAGAAAUGCUGAAAGCCUCCCCUCUCCCUUCCUGUGGUGUUGGGGCAGUUGCUUCCUGGUGAGGCUUUUAGAGCACUGAGUUCUAUGACCAGGUCCACAGUAGGCUCCCCAGGUUGUCUCUGCUGGGCCUGGGGGGAUAGCUUGCACGACAUUCUUCAGAGUGCAGCAGAGGAGGCAAGAAGAGCUCACCGAGGUGAGGAGUAAGGAGCGAGUGUUUGCCACGGAACAGGGUGGGUCCCACAGCCUCAUUAUCAGCGGUGCUGUGAAGAUGCAGGCCAUGGCCCAAGUUGGACAACAGCACCCAGAAUAAUCGAUCUCCAUAAUUCAAAGGCAGCAAAAAGAGGAAGGGCUGAACUCAAGAGGUUAUGGGUUCCAGUCUCUUUGAGGACAGGCAUUUAAGUAUCUCUAGAGCUGGGCUCUGUCCUUAUUGGGCUCAGGAUCAGUGUCUGCCAGGCUCAGCUGAAUGCUGGGGGAACUUGAAAUCUGCGGGGGUGGAGCUGACCCCGGGUGGAGGGUUGGUGUCCAGCAGGGCACUGGGGAGAGGUCUGUCCCUGAGACACCUGUGGUCAGUGCUUUCAAGGUGGGCCCAGGUUUGCAGGAGGAGCUCACUGCUGCAGAAACCACCCUGCUCUUGGUCUCUGAGUUACCAGGGCCCUGAGGGAGCAGAGGUCCUGAAUCUGUGGGAGUCUCAGGGGGACUAAUGCUGUCAUAUCUCAGGAUGAUGUAGAAAACCUCCAUCCAAGGGAAGAAAAAGGCUGGGCCUCUGGACAGAUUUAUGGGUUUCGGAGAGUUGGGCUAGGGAUGGGGCUGCAUCCCAAGGAGUGGCUUCCAGGCCCCACAGUAGUCCCUGCUUCCUCGAGGGGCCUGCAUUGCACCUGGGUUGGCUCCUAGCAGGGCUCCGGACAGAGGUGGUUCAGGAGCUCCCACUGUGCCCACAGAACCUUGGGGGCUCUCGGGCCAGUGCAUGGAGGGACAGGGCAUGCGUGAGAGGUGGUGACAAGGAAGGGGACAGUCACCCCUCACUGGAGCAAGGUCUUCCUUUGCUCAGGUCCAGCUUUCUGUGGCCUGUCAGACUGGCCUCGAGGGACACCACCUGCCAUCUAUGGAGAGGUCCGCGGCCUGGUGCUAGGCAAGCGGUGGAGAGCGAUUGGAGGGAUUGCCCUGACUCCUGGGUCAGUUCUGUUCAAAGUGGCUGGAGACUCCGGGCCAUAGUCAGCUGCUGGGGCUGGGAUAUGAAUCCAGCCAUCCGUGACCUCUUGCAUCGUUGACUGAAAGGACUAAACUGGACUUCUGACUUGACCUCUUCUGGCUGUAUGAGGUCGGCCACGUUUUUUAACCCUCCCGAAUCCUAGUUUGCUCAACUGUGUGUUGAGUGUGCUAAUCCAUAAUUUUCCAAGGGUGAUGUGGAUAUGAAGUGUGAUCAUUUAUAUAAAAUCAGUUUGUAGUUUGAAAAAACCAGUACCAACAUGAAGGCUUAGCACCACCCUCAUCACGGAUGGAGUUGCCUCUUAUUUGCUUCAUGGAGAGGCUUAAAAUACAGCUGGAUCUGAGUUUCAGGGUGAGGGCUGAGGGGACUGGCCUUUGGGCAGAGGAAAUGGGCUCCCAGCUCUGCUCCCAGGUGCCCACCUGGAUGCAGUAUGGGGGCUAUAGAGUUUCUGAUGCAGUAGUUUUGACCCCUGGGGUCAACAUUUUACUCCAUGUCUAAAAGUGGGCACUGUUCCAGUGCUGAUAAUUUUCCCUGAGAAAGAUAUUUCAGGUGCAGGCUCCACUGGGCCAGUUUAAUUCCUUGGACAAUUUUAAACAUGGCAGCAUUAGACUGUUUCCAAAUUUUUCCAUUUCCAUUUUCCUAAAAUUAUUUUUGCUGAGAUCAAUGACUGUUUGUACAAAAAUUAUGAACAAGAUUAAAUUUAUUAGUCUUCUAAAAUUGUCAGUUUGCCAGUGUGAGUUUCAUGUGGAACUACCAAUUUUACCAAGUCCAAAAUCUCCCAAGUCAAAUGUCUUGCCACCAAGUUCUUAGAUCAGUGUGUGGUCAUCCACAAUUCCCGAUGGGUACCGCGGUCCGUGGACUCUCGGUGGUGCUGAAGGUCUCACUAAAUCUAUUUUCUUCUCCACACCACUAGCUGCUGUAGCCUCCCCACCAUCCACAGGAGGAGUCCUUCAGUAAAUUCACCUGGCACGUGUUGUACCAUGGGCUGCUUUAGACACUGUCAAAUUUAUGUUACUCUGAUUAUUUCCGCCAGAAACAACUGUCAUCGGACUCAGGAAUGGUAGUUCACUAUUUCAUGAUAAACGCUUGUGAAUAUAACUGGCAGCUGUCGGUCAGCGUUUCUCACCAGCUUGGCCACAGGCUGCCAUUCCAGUCUGCUGGGCCCUUCUGGGUGGGUUGGAGGGAAGAGGCCAGGGCCAGGGUGAGGGUCUCCAGAGUGUCCUGAUGUGACCAAAGCCCUGAGAGACGGCGGGGACACGGUGGGGCUGGCUUUAGUGCGGAGACGGAUGUAGAUGGGGUAGGGAGCACAGUGAUGCUGGGAGGGUCGGAAAGUUCUGCAGAAACCCAGGGGAGGUGAGCUGCGGCAUGCAGUGUGGACGGUGCUGCGACCUUUCUCCACGCACUGCAGGGCUUCCACCUCCUGCUGUCACACCUCUGUGUGGCCUGCGAGCAGUGACUUCCCAUUUUAUCCACUGAUGUGCACAGAGCUGCAGUCUGUGUGGCUGGGUCAGAGUUUCCUGGAGGAGGCCUCUGUCUCCCCAGGAGCAGCCCAGAUACUCAGAGGAGAGCAGCAGCCUCCCCUUCUGAGUCCCACUGCAGCCUCAGAAAGAUCUGGAGCACAGCAAUCCUGCAAGCAGGCUCUGCUCAGGCAGUGACAUUGGCACCUUAGUGGUUACAUCCACGCUGCCACCGAGUGGAUGGCAGUUAAGGAAGCACCUGAGUGAUUAAGAAAGAAAGCAUUGCUUUCUUGAAGGGACCCACAGACUGAUGGAUUAUCUGCUGCAAUCCUAAAUAUGUGUAAACUCAUGAAAUAAACACACACAGUUCAGGUCAGCCGUAGCAGGGAAUGGGCAGGUAGAGUGCUUGUGUUAGAUUAUUACUUACAAGUGCAUUCAACCAUGUGAUAAUUCUUAUGUAUUCACUCAUUGUAUUCAUUUAUUCUGUAAAACCUUAUAAACCUUGUAUCAUGCACAAGAUUAAGUGUACAAUGGUGACUAAGAGGAAGCCUUGGAUUACAGCCCUUGCAGAGCCCACUGAUCUACCCAUCCAUCCACCCACCCAACCAUACAUCCACCCACC
Messenger RNA from Fukomys damarensis (Damara mole-rat), 9861 nucleotides. It is a transcript of the gene Cnih3, whose product is annotated as cornichon family AMPA receptor auxiliary protein 3. NCBI's taxonomy places the organism in Eukaryota, Metazoa, Chordata, Mammalia, Rodentia, Bathyergidae. The record is from RefSeq and is a predicted model, not a curated record. Bases 578 to 1060 code for a protein of 160 amino acids. The transcript is spliced from 7 exons. Gene Ontology annotation, biological process: vesicle-mediated transport; regulation of AMPA receptor activity. Gene Ontology annotation, cellular component: dendrite; synapse.